Calidris pugnax (ruff) is the source of this 8599-nucleotide messenger RNA. It is a transcript of the gene TMCC1, whose product is annotated as transmembrane and coiled-coil domain family 1. Gene Ontology annotation, biological process: membrane fission; endosome membrane tubulation; endosomal transport. The record is from RefSeq and is a predicted model, not a curated record. Bases 2760 to 4691 code for a protein of 643 amino acids. The transcript has 4 exons. Lineage: Eukaryota; Metazoa; Chordata; Aves; Charadriiformes; Scolopacidae. Gene Ontology annotation, cellular component: endomembrane system.
UUAUAUAUUCAUAGUUAUCUAAUACUGUUUUUGCCAGUUUCUCCUUUUGAACUGUUUUGUUUCCCAGUGCUGCUGUGAAAUAAUUGCACAAAUUAAGGACUGUAUUAGCAUGCUCUGGGAUUUAAUAAUUUUAAAACAUCUGCUCAGUGUGACUGUAUAUGGAAUUGUUAAUUUUGUCUCUGAUGUGCUGUAUUCUCGUAUGAAUAAGAAAUGUGAGGUUUUGAACUACAUGCUAUAAAGUACUCUAUUUUCUCCCUCAAACAGAGUAAAGGUUGUCACAGAAUGUAAAGGCUGUUGUAAGUGGGAAGAAAAUAAGCACAAAACUUGAAUCCUAAUCCAAAUAAAUGAGCUGAUUAAUUCUGCGGAUUCACAGUUCUUCACGUUUAUGAGUAUUUUUUUCCCCAAAAGUAGGUACUAGGACAAUAGCAGUUUUAAGGGUCUUCACACCAGAUAUGCAGUUUGAAAAGGCCUUUCAAGCUCACAACAGACUCACCAUAUGGAAAUAGGACUAGGCAGGUGAGCACACUCACCAUAGGAGUCUCUUAAGAUCCUAAAGAUAAGAGUCAGUGUGAUUUCAGAAACCAGCCAUAGAGUAUUUGGGGUAAGAGUGACUCGUCUGUGAGCUAACUUAGACUGAUUUGUUUCAGGUUGGUUUGUAAAUUGACCUAGGCCUAAUUUAAGCAGGUUAACGGUUUCCAGCAGAGAAUGCUGUGAGCUCUAGUUAGACUGCAGGGGUGGUCAUCAGCAUCAACCAUGUGGCCAGUGGUAAUUCGGAUAGAAAGUGUGCAGGAGAUCAAAAAUAUACUGGUUAGGGAGUAUAUUAGGCGUUUUUGCUAUGAACUACUGUUCCUCAGUGAGUCCUGACUGAGGAAUGAAUACUGAGGGAAUUAGCUAAAAUGAAAAAGGCAGUUAUGGGUCAACUGUCAGGUUUGUAUUUUAUACGCCAAAUAAUUUUGGGAUGCUUGCUUUUUAGCCAGGGAGGCUUGUUCACUGAACCAUUUGGAAAAUCUAGUUUUACCUUUUUUCCCCCAAAACUUAAAUUGAGUGGAGGCCUGCAAUUCAACUUUCUGGAAAAUCUGUUACAUGAGAAAAAAAGAAAUAUUAAGAAAGAGUGAGCUCAAAAGUCAAAGCAUAAUAUUAGUUAUGCACUAAAGGUUGGUUGCACGUUUUUUUGAUUCCACCACACAAUUUCUACAUGAAUAUGGAUAAAUAUAUUAUCCUGGAUGUAGUUUAUUACUUUGCAUUGAAUGUGUUAUUGAUAAAACUGGCCAAUAUAUUUAGCUUACAAGAUCCUGUAUGAUUCCAGUAUUUUGCUUUCUGUAAGUACUGAAUUUCAUCUUGCCUCCAGCUGAUAGCAACGACAUUUGGGGAAAAAAAAAAAGUGUGAGGCAGCUCUUCUGAUAUUUUUGGAUGCCAGUUUGGAAAGCAUUUUGGAAUAUCUGUUUAACCCAUUGUGUCAGGUUUCAGAUGCACAAAAUCAAGAGCGCUCUAAUUGUAACCUCCAUGCAUUAUGUUUCUGCAGCUGUUUUAAGAUAAAAAUGAAUGCUCUCAAACAUAUGCUGCAUUUCAGAUAAAAUGUUUUGUUGUUUUUUUUUUAAAGCACAGGCUGCUUUCUGCCAAGAUUGAGGUAGACCUCUCUGAUCUGGUUUCUGUAUUUAUAGAAGCCUAAUCAAAGCUUUCUCCUGCAAGAAAACAAUGCUUAGCUUCCGAGCGUGUGAUCUCAUGGCACUGAUGUGAAGCUGUCACACAGCAUGUCCGUCUGUCCUUCCCCUGCUGUAGUUCUGCAGGAGCUGUACAGAGCCCAUGUGUAGAUAGAGUUGCUGUCCUGCCCUGCUGCUUGGUGAGCCUCAGCUCUCCCAGAGAUGCUGCCUUUCCCUCUGCCACCCACACACACUGCUGCUCCCGCUCAGAUCGGUUGCUUAAUCUACCUUUAAAAAGGCAUUUUUGUUUUCCUUGAGAGCUUUGGACAGACUAUGCCAAUUGAAACCAUUGCACUUGCAUGUUCUUGCUUGGAGACAGAUUUUCACAUCUAGUUUCCAGUGCCAUCAGUGGAUGUUGGCAGAAAUAAGCCAUUUUUUACUAUUUGGAAAUGCAUAAAUGAUUUGGAAAUAUUUUGUUUUCUUGCAUAUAUUAAAUACUGUGAAGUUAGGCUUUCUGCAGGAAAAUCAGGUAGAGCAGACAUUACAUUUGAAAUACAAAUUAUCAGGUCCUUGUCGAGGGACAGAAUUAAUUCUGCCACAGAGACUAACAUGCUCCUCAGAAGUUUAACCUCAUGUGCUGUUAGAUAUUAUUAUGGGCUUGUUCAUAAUAAACAAAACCCUACUGGUUUCUCCUUGCUUCUCCCCCUUUUGAACAGCUUUUUUACCUUUCUUGCUUUCCUUUCUGGUGGGCUUCUUCCCCGAAGCGAUGACUGACUUGUCUCCUACAAGCUUUGGCUUCUGCAGCACAGCCUAGGUGCAACUAAUGCCUCACGGAGGGAUGCUUGGACAACCCAUGCCUUUUGUUUGGUUAAUGGCAUGUUUUGCGUGUUGGAUUUUUUAACCCACUACUUUCUGCAUGGAUGUGUAAUAAUGACUCUUUUGUUUAACAUUAGAUAAGCAUGAGAUCACCGUGGCACAGCUGCAUGUGUAGUCACUCUUGAAGCAAUUGCACACCUAAUUGGCUAACAAUCUUGGCAUCUUUAAAACAAACACAAGCCUUUUAAAGACAGGGGACUUAUUUAUGUAUGAAUAGUCAAAUAAACCUGUUGGGUGUCAUCAAUGGAGUCCUCUGGCACUGAACAGUUGUGUGAUGACCCUGAUCCUGGAGGCAAAUCCCAAGAUCAAGAGACCAAAAAACAACAUGAAUCAGAGCAGAAAUUGUCCAAAAUAACCCAUAAUGCUUUGGAGAACAUUAAUGUGAUUGGUCAAGGCUUGAAGCACCUUUUCCAGCAUCAGCGCAGGAGGUCAUCAGUCUCUCCGCACGAUGUGCAGCAAGCUCAGGCUGAUCUGGAGCCUGACGUGGAUCUGGAAAGCCAAAGCGUCUGUGCUGAAAUUGAUGGUGUCUCCACCCACCCCACAGCUCUGAACCGGGUGCUCCAGCAGAUAAGAGUGCCACCUAAGAUGAAGAGAGGGACCAGCCUGCACAGCAGGCGGGGCAAGGCAGACGCCCCGAAGGGGAGCCCGCAGAUCAGCAGGAGGUCUGCCCAGGACAUCCAGUCGGGCCGGCCUAGAUCCUCAUCGACUACAGAUGCGCCCACAAACUUGUCCGUGAUGGAGAUUGCUUCUUCUAUCUACGUAGGUGGAGAGGAGGCCACGGCAGCAGCAAUCGAGCGGUUGGAAGUCAGCAGCCUCGCACAGACCUCCAGUGCAGUGGCCUCCAGCACCGAUGGCAGCAUCAACGCCGAUUCUGUUGAUGGGACCCCAGACCCUCAGCGGACAAAAGUGGCUAUCACACACCUACAGCAGAAGAUACUGAAGUUGACCGAGCAGAUCAAAAUUGAACAAACAGCCCGUGAUGACAACGUGGCAGAGUACCUGAAACUGGCCAACAACGCAGACAAGCAGCAGAGUGCCCGCAUUAAGCAAGUGUUUGAGAAGAAAAACCAAAAGUCAGCACAGACCAUCUUGCAGCUGCAGAAGAAACUAGAACAUUACCAUCGAAAGCUGCGAGAGAUUGAGCAGAAUGGGAUCCCUCGGCAGCCGAAGGAUGUCUUCAGGGAUAUGCACCAGGGUUUGAAAGAUGUUGGAGCAAAAGUCACUGGCUUCAGUGAGGGAGUAGUCGACAGCGUCAAAGGUGGGCUUUCCAGUUUCUCCCAAGCCACACACUCGGCAGCAGGAGCUGUGGUUUCCAAGCCCCGGGAGAUUGCCUCCCUCAUAAGGAACAAGUUUGGGAGUGCAGACAACAUUGCUAAUCUGAAAGACUCCUUAGAAGAAGGCCAGGAAGAUGGGACGGGAGGCAAGGCUCUAGGUGUUAUUCAGAACUUUCAGUCGAGUCCAAAAUAUGGCAGUGAAGAGGAUUGCUCCAGUGCCACGUCGGGCUCAGUGGGAGCCAACAGCACAACAGGGGGCCCUGUGGGAGCUUCCAGCUCCAAAACAAACACUCUGGAUAUGCAGAGCUCAGGGUUUGAUGCAAUACUGCAUGAGAUUCAAGAAAUUCGAGAGACACAGUCAAGACUGGAAGAAUCAUUUGAGGACCUUAAGGUUCGCUAUCAGAAGGAUUACUCAUUAAUAAUGCAGACGCUGCAGGAGGAGCGGUACAGAUGCGAGAGACUGGAAGAGCAGCUGAAUGACCUGACUGAGCUCCACCAGAACGAGAUCCUUAAUUUAAAGCAGGAGUUGGCCAGCAUGGAGGAGAAAAUCGCCUACCAGUCUUACGAGCGAGCACGGGACAUCCAGGAGGCUCUGGAGGCCUGCCAGACCCGCAUCUCCAAGAUGGAGCUGCAGCAGCAGCAGCAGCAGGUGGUGCAGCUGGAGGGGCUGGAGAAUGCCACGGCCAGGAACCUGCUGGGGAAGUUCAUCAACAUCCUCCUGGCCGUCAUGGCUGUCCUCCUCGUCUUUGUCUCCACCGUGGCCAACUGCGUUGUGCCCCUCAUGAAGACUCGCAAUAGGACGUUCAGCACUUUAUUUAUAGUGGUUUUCAUUGCCUUUUUGUGGAAGCACUGGGACGCCAUCACCGGCUACUUGGAACGGUUCUUGUCCCCCCCCAGAUGAUGGUGGCAGGACCUGGCUGCGUCACCCUCCUCCCGGCACUCUCGGCGAGCAAGCGUGGCAAAGAUUAGUCAGCAACUACUCCGCUGAAGUUUUAAAGUGUCCGAGUGAAUUUGUUUACAUUUAGAAUAACGUUUUUUCUCUGCGAGAUGCAUUGCAAUAGUAUUUUUUAGAUUUUAUUCAAGAACUCUUUUUGGCGAGAAUCCUGGAUAAUUUUUAUGUAGCAUGGUUCUCUUUGGAUGCAAAUCUUAAGAUUCUUUAAAGUGUACAAAAGAAAUAAAUAAAAUACAGAAAUUUGGAGCAUACCAAUGGGCAAUUUAAAUUGUGGCUUGAACUACUGUACUAAACCUGUCAGGAAGAAGAGAUGUGGUUAGCUUCAGACGAGCACAGCUCAGUCUGGUGCACAGCCUUGAGUGAUGGUACCGCAGCAAACCCUAACACUAAACUUUUACUGUGAAGUCUGCUCACAUUCCAUGUCCAAAUGUAUGCACUCAGAGUUGGUUCUUUCCUUAACAUGAGAAAAGCAGCAACGUGGAUCUCUCUCCCAGCUCAGUGUCUGGGGUCACUCUUUGUGCUCACCUGACUUACAGGAACUUUCUGGAAGGCUGGCUAACUUUGCAGAGCAUAUGAAGUGGAAGCCUCAUGCCAUACAGAGAAACUGCACAGUUGUGCUACAGUAUUUUGAAGUAGUCCUUGAAAUACUUAUCUUUAAGCAGAAGCCCUUGGUCGCACUUUUAAGGUUUUUUUUAUAUAUGUAUAUUCACAGAUUUAAAAAAAAUCCAAACAGCAUACUUGAAGAGUGUAAUACUCAAACUCUCAGUGCUUCCUUAUUGUUUCUAAUAGGAUUUUUUAUUAUAAUUAUUAUUAUUAUUAUUGGGGGUUUUUUUGGAAGGGGUCGGGAGGGUCAUUACGUUUUGGUUUUUUUUUUCCUUUUAAAUAAAGAAGUGAUGUUUUUAAAUGAAGAAAUGCGUGAAUAAUUGUGAACUGUCUUGUCCUGAAACAGUUUUGAGGAGGGCAGAGAGCAGUUUCUAGUGCCAGCCUGUCCAGAGCGCAGCGCUAUUCACACGCCAUUGAUCUGUCCUCCUGGCCGUUCAGAUGCAGCAUCAAGAAAACCUCUCUCUUCUCCACACAUUUUUGUCCUGCAGGGCUUUUUUUUAUCUUUCUCCAGAUGUGAAGGAGAGUAGUUUUAUAUUCCUCAUUUCCACGUCAUCUCUCAUUCCUGGCCUCAGGAUAAGAACAAGGAAUUUCUCUUCAUCCCUUCCUAGGGAAAAGACAGGUUCCUUUAAGGAAAUCAACAGCCCACUUAAAAGAAUGGUUGUCUCAGAAAUAUCUCUGAUUUAGUUUUUAAAUAAAACCCUAAAAAGUGAAACCAAAGCUUUCCUCCUGUCAGGCUCUGGUAGGAUCAUUGCGUGUCUGUAGAGAUCUUUGUGUGCUGUGCCACAGAGAGCAUCAUCCUCUUCAGCCCGGGGCCAGCACUUGGUGUCGGUACCUUCUCGGAGCCCCGAAGGAAAUGUCAGCUUCAAACGUAACUCUCGAGUCCUGGCAACGGGCUGUUGCUGGGACGUGUCGGUGCUGGCAUCUGCCUUCACUCUGUGCUGGUUUUUGACUUGUGUCCCUUUCACUGGAACAAAGCCAAGAUUCAGCUUCCCUCUCCGUGAAAUCCAGAACAACUCCAGGAUUCUCUUUCAAAACCAUUUAUGGUGUUUAGUUAGAUCUUACUGUUUUCCUUCUUUCCAGGCUUAAGUUCCCUCUAGGAUCCAAAUGUUGCCCAAGUGACCUGAACCAGUUGAAAUUGUACAUAGACAUAUAUGGAACAUCAUAUAUAGAUAUAUAGAUAUACACACACACACAGAGCCCUGGGACUUUUUACUAUGAUGCGAAUUCUGGGUUCUGAGAAAUUCCCUCAGACCAGAUUAACAGCCCUGAGGGUCCUCUGAUUUCCAGUGGAAAUCAGUCCCCCCCACCAUCCAGCCAUCCCAUUUCCUUGGAAGAUUCAGUUUAUGUUUCCCAUGGCCCCAGGAAUCUCAGGUACCCCCUUCCCGGGGAUCCCCGCACACCCCUCUCUGCCAUCACGUGCACUAAUCUGCUCCUGUCCUACUUAAAACACAAAUUGCCAAUUGCAACUGACUCAAGCCAAAAAUAACCAUGCUUUCCACAGAGCUGCAGACAGCAGAGGUUGCAUAAAUAUUCCCUCCCUCCCCGAGCUUCUAGCGCCAGCCAAACCCUCUUCUGUUCAUCCCCCUUCUCUGGCUGAUUCACGUCACAUGGGGAACCAUCGUCUUCCCACUGCGAAGCUUUUGUCAGAAAUAAAGGUGUGAACAACAGUAAGAACUGAUUUGGCACAUAAUUGAAGAGCUUUGUUGCCUUUAUUUCUGAAACCUGGUCUUUGUACCUCUCUUUUUCUCAGUUUUGAUCCCGCUAGAGUUGCUUAUGGUAGGUGUUUGUGUGGUCAAGGCAGGAAGGAGUUGGAGGCCCAUGGAUCUGGACACUGGGUGCCACUUGUCCGUAGUAUCUGAAGGAAGUGUUUGUCCCUCCUCUUCUUUGCAUCCUAAUUUCAUUUAGUGUCUCCGCUCUGAGUUGUCUUCAGUAAAUAAUAGCUAAUUUGCCAGAAUAGCUAAUUUGCCAGAAGGCGCAGGCUUAAUAGAAACUUAUCACCUCAAAACUGUUUGGUGAAGGCCAUGUACAUAUGGUUCUGGACAAUGUCUGUCUGUCUGUCUGUCUCUUUCUCUCUCGACAGUUCCUUCCAUUCCAGAGAGUUGUGUGCAGUAAUGCCAUAUAUGAUGCUGCCUCCACUUCUCGUACCCUAACUGCCGUGUGUUUUGCCUUUUGCAUUAGCAGAGCGUUUUGGGGUUCUCCUCUCCCUCUUCAGUUGGAAGGUCUGUGAUGAUUUCUGAUAGCGUAACAAUGAUUAUAUUGUUGGAAAUGUGAUUCUAGCUUUAAAGCUCCCUUCCCUUGUAAGUGGUUGUGUUUGCUUUCUUGAUGAAGCAUUUCUGGAUGAUGCGUAGAAGAUGGUUUCUGCCAUGGAUGUGAGUGUGCAUGUGAGUACCUUUAUUAGCCUUUCCAUGGAUGUACACGUCAUCUCUGAGUUGCAGAAUGUUUCCCAAAACAUUUCAUAUUCAGAGUUGAAACGAUUCUAAAAUUGCUUAGAUAUGUUUAGCACAUAUCAACUUGGCAUAUAAAAAGGGAAGAAUGUAACGGACUGCGUUAGUUCAAAAAGCAGCAGGUCUUCAUUGAAAUUCUGUAGUUCAAAUGAAGUUCACAUUUCCCCCAUUUGCUUUCGAAAUGUAAAGAAAGAAAAUCUUGAUGCAAAAAAACUACCAUUUUAAAUUUUAUAAAGUUUUGUUUUCUGUCAGCCUCAUUAGUUUAGUUUAAUGAUACUGAGCAUGCUCACAGCAAUUAUUUCAUUGGUUUAUUCCAGUCCCAUGAAUUCUUAGGGUCUAAUCAGAUGAAAUGUUGAGUUCUGUACAUGUUGCACUGGGACAGAAAAGCACUGUCUUUCAGCUUUGAAAAUGUGCAUUUUUUUUAUUAAAAAAGCAGCAUUAUAACAAAAGAAGCCACGCUACAAAGGGGUUCAAGAUUGGGUAGUUUUGCCAGUUUUUAAGUGAAUUCUGAAUGUGGCUAAAGAGUUAAAAACCCUGUGUGUCUGUGUUGUGUAUGCCAGGUGGUCUAGUCGUAGGCAAUUGACUUAGCUGUAAGUGUGUUUUAAAAGUGUAAAAAAAUAAACAGAAAAACUCACUUGCACGGGUUGAAAAGUACAGAAAUGACACUUGUGAACGUAACACUGUAGUUUAUAGAUCUUAAGCUGCUAAUUGUUGAGAGAGAUUUACAUUUGUCUUGUCUGAUUGUUGCAGAUUUAUCUGUGACACUUUUACUGUAUAUAAAAAACUUUAAAUAAAGACCUCAGCUAUUAA